Messenger RNA from Carica papaya (papaya), 2109 nucleotides. It is a transcript of the gene LINC1, whose product is annotated as little nuclei1. Gene Ontology annotation, biological process: nucleus organization. Gene Ontology annotation, cellular component: nucleus. NCBI's taxonomy places the organism in Eukaryota, Viridiplantae, Streptophyta, Magnoliopsida, Brassicales, Caricaceae. The record is from RefSeq and is a predicted model, not a curated record.
CGCACGGCACACAAAAAGGAGAGAGAGAUAGAAAGGCGUCUCUGUAUCGAGACGUUAUCGGAUUUCAAAUCAUUUUUUACACGCCGGAAUUUAGGAACUCCAUUCGAGUCCGGCACAUAGGGUUUUCAAAAUUUCAGGAGACAGGGAGAGAGCGGAGUUGAGAGAAAGAGUUUUCAGGUUGGGCUCGUUUUCUUCGUCUUGGUAAUUUUACUUAUCGGAUUUGCAGUGAACUCUAGUCGGAAUUCAGGAAGGUCCAUUUCUUGAAACGAAGACGGUUUUUCUGCUUCAAGUUCUGUUUUCUUGGAGAAUCAGGGGUUUUUUUUGGAUGUAUGAAGUUGAAUUUGGGAUCCGUGAAUUGGGGUUUUGCUGAGUGGCAGAUUUGGGAAUUCUCCUGAUGUUUACGCCGCAGCGAAAGGCGUGGCCGGGGUGGUCACUGACGCCUCUGAAGAGAGGCUCGGGGCCGGACUCGACCCCGAUUUCCAACGGGCCAAAUCUAAGUGAAGAUGGGACUGCAGGAAAGGGAAAAGCGUGGUCUUUGUGGAACCGGUAACUCCACCUUUGGGUCGGGUAAGCGAGAAUGCAGUCGGGCCUGUGGACCCGGAAGCCUUGACGUAUAAGGUCUCGAAGCUGGAACAAGAGCUUUUUGAAUACCAAUACAAUAUGGGACUUCUCUUGAUUGAGAAAAAGGAGUGGUCUCCUAAAUACGAAGAACUUAAGCAAGACCUUACGGCAGCCAAGGAUGCCCUAAAACGUGAACAAGCAGCACAUUUAAUUGCAAUAUCUGAAGUUGAGAAGCGAGAAGAAGGUUUGCGGAAAGCUUUGGGUGUUGAGAAGCAGUGUCUACUUGAUCUAGAGAAGGCUCUGCGUGACAUGCUUUCUGAAAAUGCAGAAAUCAAGUUUACCGCUGAUUCAAAGUUGGCUGAAGCAAAUGCUUUGGUAACUAGUGUUGAAGAGAAAUCUUUGGAGGUAGAGGCUAAGUUGCAUGCUGCUGAUGCUAGGCUUGCUGAGGUGAGUAGAAAAAGUUCGGAGAUUGAAAGGAAGUUACAGGAGGUGGAGUCUCUGGAAAAUGCACUUAGGAGGGAACGUUUGUCCUUUAUUGCUGAACGAGAAGCACACGAAACUAUUUUGUCAAAGCAGAGAGAAGACUUGCGAGAGUGGGAGAGAAAAUUACAAGAGGGAGAAGAGAGGCUUGCUAAAAGUCAAAGGAUUAUCAACCAGAGAGAGGAGAGGGCAAAUGAGAAUGAUAGGAUCAUUAAGCUCAAGGAGAAGGACCUUGAAGAGACACAAAAGAAAAUUGAUGCAGCUAAAUUAGAUUUGAAGCAUAAAGAAGAUGAUAUAAGCUGCAGGCUCAAAGAUCUAACUUCAAAAGAACAGGAGUGUGAUGCUAUGAGAAAGAACAUAGAGAUGAAAGAGAAGGAAUUGCUUGCAGUAGAGGAAAAGCUUAAUACCAGAGAAAAGGUUGAAAUCCAGAAACUCCUUGAUGAACACAAUGCUGUUUUGGAUGUCAAGAAGCGCGAAUUUGAAUUGGAAGUUGAUCAGAAGAGAAAAUCUGUGGAUGAGGACAUGAAAACCAAGGUUAGUGAAGUGGAGAAGAAAGAAGCUGAAAUAAAACACAUGGAGGAGAAGGCUGCAAAACGAGAGCAGGCAUUGGAUAAGAAAUUGGAAAAACUUCAGGAGAAAGAGAAAGAUCUUGACUUGAGACUUAAAGGUUUGAAGGAAAGGGAUAAGGUUCUGAAAACUGACGAGAAGAAUCUGGAGAAUCAGAAGAAACAACUGCUUGCUGGUAUGGAGGAGCUUCAGGGUCUUAAAAAUGAGAUUGAGAAGAUGAGAUAUGAUAAUGAGCAGCAGCUUUUGAGGAUACAUGAAGAGAAGGAUCGCCUCAGGGUGACUGAAGAAGAGAGGUCUGAGUAUGUCCGUUUGCAAACAGAAUUAAAAGAGCAAAUAGAAAAAAGCCGGCUUCAGGAAGAACUGCUUCUAAAGGAGGCUGAGGAUCUGAAGCAGCAAAAGGAAAAUUUUGAGAAAGAAUGGGAAGAGCUUGAUGAGAGAAGAAUGCAAAUUGAUAAAGAGCUGAAGAGUAUCGGUGAACAGAAGGAAAAGUUUGAAAAACAU